AUGGCGUCCAACUCGAUGCGCUUCCUCGAGGCCUUCACGCGCGCGGCCAAGCACCAGCACGUGUCGGGCCGCGCCCAGCGCGGUCUGUUCGCCGGCCGCGACAAGGCGUUCGGCAACAACGUUUCCUUCUCCAAGCGCCGCACGCGCCGCGCCUGGAAGGUGAACCACCAGUGGAAGACGCUGUACUCGGAGGCGCUGGACGAGAAGGUGGGGCUCAACGUGACCACGCACACGCUGCGCUGCGUGGACAAGUGCGGCGGCCUGGACAACUACCUGCUGAGCAUCAAGGACGAGCGCGAGCUGGGCGUCAAGGGCCUCAAGACGCGCGACCGCGUGCGCGAGGCGCUGGCCGCCAUCGACGCGGCGGCCGCCGCUCAGUCCACGGCUGAGGCCGAGGCCUAG
Molecule: messenger RNA, 402 nt
Organism: Phytophthora sojae
Lineage: Eukaryota; Oomycota; Peronosporomycetes; Peronosporales; Peronosporaceae
Exons: 1
Coding region: 1-402 (133 amino acids)
Cellular component (GO): mitochondrial large ribosomal subunit
Molecular function (GO): structural constituent of ribosome
Source: RefSeq, a predicted model, not a curated record